AUGGCGGUGGCAUCAGAGGAUUCGUUACCAACGCUCAAGGUGUUGCUGGUCGGGUCUUCAAACGUCGGAAAGUCUGCCCUACUCACGAGAUACUGUCACGACAAGUUCGAGCCGGAAGAUGCAGCAGCAACGAUUGGGAUUGACUACAAGAGGAAAAGGCUAGCUGUCUAUGGAAAGGCAUACCAGCUCAAUCUGUUUGAUACUGCUGGCCAGGAAAGAUUUCGAACUUUGUCGACAAGCUACUACAGGGGGGCACAUGGUGUAAUAAUUGCCUAUGAUAUCUCGAACAGGAGGUCAUUCCUGGAGCUAGGGAGAUGGUUUGACGAGGUCAAGUCAAAUACCGUGGCUGAGAUUGCGCUGUUCCUGGUGGGCACGAAGCUCGACAUUGCUGCAACAAGUAGAGCGGUGUCAUACGAAGAGGGACUCGCACUGGCGCAGGCACAUGGAGCGCAGUUUUGCGAGGCCAGUUCCAAAACGCGCGAGAACGUACGAAAACCGUUUGUCGAUAUUGUCAACCAUAUCGUACAAGAACCGGUACUGCUGAAAAAGGUCAACACAUCCCGCAACAACUCGGGUACCAUCAAGGUCAACAGAGCGAACGGCGAAGAUGCCUCGUGGUUAUCCUGUGCAUGUUGA
This is a messenger RNA of Pyricularia pennisetigena, 636 nucleotides long. RefSeq lists its product as uncharacterized. The transcript has 5 exons. Gene Ontology annotation, molecular function: GTP binding; GTPase activity. The coding region runs from base 1 to 636 and encodes 211 amino acids. Lineage: Eukaryota; Fungi; Ascomycota; Sordariomycetes; Magnaporthales; Pyriculariaceae. The record is from RefSeq and is a predicted model, not a curated record.